UGGUUUUAAUGUUUGUCAUGUGAUUCAUUGGCUGCCUUAUAAAUGACCUGGUGUCUGCUCUCUUCUUCAUCUGCUGUAUGAACAUCUUUCAUGGUUGAGCUGCCAUGGCUACUGUAAAGACCUUAAUUUCUAUUCUUUACCUGCUUCUGUACAGCAGUUUAUGCAAAGCUGACAUUAGUCCAGACGAAGUCAGUCGGGUGGAGAGUGGUGUGACAUUGUCUCAAGAGUUUCUCAAAGGUCUUGAUGAAGUUGGUAAAGGGCUUUCUAAAUCAAAGACGGCGACAGAUGCAAUUCCAAAACUCCUCAAAGUCUUUGAUGCUUUUGGCAAAAUUGCAGCAAGCUUUGGUUUUAUUGGAGCAUUGAUUAGCUUUAUAUUUGCAUUCAUUCCACAAGAAGACCCCAUGCUUAAUUUCUUAAAGGAACAAUUUGCUGAAGUCAACCGCAAACUUGAUUCAAUCUCCAUUCAAAUUUCUACCCUUCAAACAGAAAUGGAAUGGACAGACUAUGCAAGCACCUAUAGUAAAGAUGAGAAUGCGAUCAGAAACUCCUGGGCCAAGCUUAAAGAAUUUAUAGAGAAUGCUCCUCUAGCCUCCACACAGGAGCAGAAGACCAGGCUGGCUGAGAGGUUCACUAACUUUUAUGAAAACACUGCCACAGAGAGCAGCAUUGCAAAUUUAUACACUUACAUCACCGAAAACAAUCCUGUCAGCCUAAAUAAGAAUCUGUUGAAGCUAGUCAUUGAGAAAUCAAAUGGUGAUUUUAAUGCCCUGGUGCAAUACUCCACCUACUACACCAGUCUGAUGGUUUCAGGACUAAAGUUAAAUGUAUUUUACUACAUAUUGAAAGGCUAUGAUGCUGAAUCAAAGGCAGAUGAAGCUGCAGCACAGCUGUCUGACACCUUAGCAGCCAUAAAGGAUGCCCUGAUUGAGUGUGUUGAUGACUUUGAGAAAUGGGUCCAAAUGGAUGUUGUAAAAUUUACGACUGAAAGAUUAUCUAAUACUAAAAAGCUAGCCUCAGAUAUUCAAGAUCAUUUGGAGCGCAAGUUCCACUGGUACAAAUGGAUAGUGAUCACCCACUCGAAGGAUGCUGAAAAUGAGUUUACCUUUGGAAAGUCAAUUUCCGUCCCUGUACAAGAGAAGACAGUAGUUCAUGUAAUUCAUCAAGUGAAAGGCUCUUCUGUCGAACAAAGAAUUAUGGAUGAGGUUAAAAAGAGUAUACAAAUUGAAUUAUCAAAAUUGCCACCCUAUGAGUGUGUCAAUAUGAAAGAAGAGUUGCUUCAUAGGUUUGGUUCCAAAGUAAUUAACUACAUAAACUUUCUUCAUGUUGUUACAAAGCCAUCAGAUUAUGAGCAGACAGUUAAUUCAGACAUAAUGCUGAGAUGUCCACUUUUCCUUAAUAGAGACUAUAAUAUCUUCCUGAAGCGUAAGGAUACUGUGGGGACACCUACAUGCUCAAACGAUACAUGUAUUAAUGGAGAAUGUAAAACUAUCAAGGACACUACACAGGGAUUCUGCAAGUGCAAUAAGAUGUUCCACGGUCCAGCCUGUGAUGAAAACAUCCAAAAUAUUAUUGACUAUGCAGCAAUCGAAAGUGUAAUCAAUGGUGUCAUCUAUCAACCAGUCCCUGAUCUGACAGCAAUUUAUUUUAGUGUCAAUGAAUUAAAGGCCUAUACUAAAGAAAUAAUUGAGUCUGUCCUAAAUGAUAUACACUGGACACAAGUUUUUGUAAAAUACAGCAGUACAAUUCAAAAGUUUCGAUACAUCAACUCACUUCAUUCUCGACUUCAGAACCGUACGAUUAAUCAAAGACACUACAUAUAUGAAAUUGGAGCACAGUUCGCAGCAGGAGGACACACAUUUAUGUUUUAUCUCACAGACUUUAAUCACAUGAUGAUGGGCACGGGAUUUGGAGAUAAUCGCAACAUUUUGGAUAUUUUUCGCAAAUCCCUGAACCAGGAGUCUAGUGAUCCAAUAGGCUGCACAAAAGACUACACAGAAAAGCUCGAUUAUUUUGUGCGAUUUAUGUUUGCCCUUGAAAAGGAGGCAGUUUUGGCUUGGUCAAAAUAUUUACUAAUCACUGGCAAGUCGGAGAACAUUGGUUUUGCGGAGAAGACUUUCCAGGAGGGUGUCUCAGACCAGUGGAGACUCUACAACAAAAAUGGAUGCGGCCACCUGCAGGCUGCGAAUCUUCAGAACAGCUACUGUGAGAAGCCGUAUCACAGCACACAUCAGCAGCAGGUGAAACUCAGGUGUCAUGGACAAUACAAGCCUUUUCCAGAGACUGUGCUUUGCUCUUUGGGGCAGUGGAGUGCCCUGCCUGUGUGCUAUGCUGAGCCGGUGAAAGGACGAGUUGUUUGCAACACUGAAAAUGGAGCCACCGUUUGCAAAACUUCCUGCUUGCCUGGCUGGGGAUUCUCCCCUUCAUCUCUUUCUUCUAACUACAGGUGCUCAAAGCUUCCCUGUCCUUCUUUCACCCCACCCCCCUGUGACCACUGCACAUCGAACAGUGUUUGUAAGGACCAUGAGGUUACGUGA
Messenger RNA from Triplophysa rosa, 2534 nucleotides. RefSeq lists its product as uncharacterized. The coding region runs from base 105 to 2534 and encodes 809 amino acids. The record is from RefSeq and is a predicted model, not a curated record. Lineage: Eukaryota; Metazoa; Chordata; Actinopteri; Cypriniformes; Nemacheilidae. The transcript has 2 exons.